Messenger RNA from Rubroshorea leprosula, 1750 nucleotides. The record is from the annotation of a GenBank genome assembly. Lineage: Eukaryota; Viridiplantae; Streptophyta; Magnoliopsida; Malvales; Dipterocarpaceae.
CUCUUCUUUUUCCCGCUGCAGCCGAACAAAGCCCCUAAGCUGCUGGCAACUUCCUCCCUUGAAAAACCGGUAAAGCUUGAUGAUUUUCCCUUCUUUUCUUGUCCAAGAACCUGAUUUGGAACCCAGAAAUCUUCCCCCCUGCUGGAGAAUCCGGAUCUGCUCUGCUCUUCCUCUUCACCGCCGGCUGCUCCUGCUUUGUGGGGGCAAAUUGCUUUGAUUUUUUGGUAAGAACAGCCCCUAAUUCCUUUGUUCUUUCUUGAAUUGGCUUGGGUUUGCCUUAAUUUCUCUUUGGUUCUCCGAUUUUGGGUAGCCCGUGAGCUUUCUUCUUCCACUGCCGCCGGCUUCUCUUCUUCCCCCUGCUAGGUCCGGUUCUUGCUGGAAAAUUCUGGUUCCUGAUCGUUCUGUCAGUUAGCAUUGAGAUUGAGUGCUCGGUUUAUGCGAGUGAGGAAGUGAAACCGAGGACAGGGAAACCACGGGAAGUGACGAGUUAGAAGGCUAGCCAUAUUGUAAUUGAUAUAGAUUUUAAAUAUAAAUUAUGAUCUUGGGAACGCGCAUUAACCAAGUUUACAACAUUGUUAAGGUCAACCUACGAUAUCAAUUGUCGACCGGUGAGCCAUUUUGCUUUGCAUGUCAAGCAACACAAGUGUAUUACAGUAGUUACCCAUCAGAUAAUCGAGCAACUCAUGGAUGGUUCGCCGCAUGCAAAAUACGUGCUAGACAUUUGAUCGACGCUUCUUCAACCUCACUUGAUAUGGAAGAAAUAUUCCAAGAUGAGGAGUCACCAUCCACACAAUCGAAUGAGCAUAGUUCCAAUUUGGCAUCUACAGAAUGCAUGAAUCUGCAUGCAGAAGGAGCAACAAUGGUUGACUUAAAUGGAGAUGCAAAUGAUGAUGUUGAUGAAAAUCCGAAUGAAGGAAAUGAAGGAUAUGAAACAAGAGGCAAUGUUGGUGACGAUAAUAGAUGUCGGGUGGGCACAUCAAGUAGACAAGGACAUCACAACUCUGUAGAUCUUGCAUGUGGCGUUACCCCAGUAUUGGACGCGGGACAUACUCGGUCUAUUAGUCCACAAGGUUCUAUUCAUGUAGCAGCCUCAUCCCAUAAUGGGAAGCAGAAAGGAAGAGAUACAUUAUCAAUGGGUUUAGAGGAUGAGGAUGCAGUCCGAAAGGCGUUCUUAAGAUCAAUGAAGAAAGGAUGGGGCGGUAAUAUGAAGGAUGAACGGGAUAAGUGGCAUACAAACGAUGAGUAUAGGCCGGUAUGGGUGCCUAAGCACCUAUGGCCUACAUUAUGCGCUUAUUGGGAUUAUGAUGAGUUUCAAAAUCUUAGCGAAAGUGGGAAAAAAAACCAAGCAUCUGGGGAACGAGUUUCAUACAUUAUAGGAUCAGUGAGUUUUGAUGUACAUGAAGAACGGAUGCAUUGUUAUGUUCGUAGCCUUAGAUGGCAAAAUUAGUUCAUACUAAACAUGGUAAAAUCUGAGAUUAAAUUGAUGAACCAAAAUUCCAUAUCCAAACAAGAGAAAAAUAAGUCUAGAAGAGCAAAAACCCAAUUUGUGGAACUCAGAUCUGUAGCCUGAAGUGUUCCCAGCAGUUGCCUCUUUGAUUUCUGUCGUCCCUCGCACAGAAUCCUCACAAGUUCUGCCUCAGAUUCGACUUCAAACUCUCUGCCGGCUGCUUCCCUGUUUUCUCCCGUCCCUCUCACAUGGAAGUCUCCAGCGGCUGCCCCUUUUUAUAUUUAAUAAUGUGCCUCUUCGUGC